AUGGACAAAGAAAUGGAGGAACCAGUAUGUACAUCUAGAUUCGACUACGAAUAUAAAAUGUUACACAAAAUGGUGAUGCUGGAAAUAGAACAAAAUAAAAUAAAAGAAUUAAUGGCAGAAAUGAACAAGCUGCCAAACACACUGAACGAGGAGAGCCUUAAUACCCGAGCAAUAGAAGACCGUGUAGAAAAAGGGCUGAAAGAGAUAGACGCGAAAAAGUCGUUCGGUUUGACAGGAAACACAUACGUCCGCUGGGGAAGAACACAAUGUCCUGGAAAUGGGACAGAAAUGGUGUACAAAGGAUAUGCAGGUGGUGGACAUUAUAACAAACAAGGUGCCGCAAGCAAUUAUUUAUGUUUACCUGAGGUACCAGUAUGGGGUGUUUAUGAAGAUUCAGAUUGGUCGAAAACGAUGUGCCAUGCUGUGUCUGUAGGACAAAGCGGCCAAGUGUUAUAA
Molecule: messenger RNA, 456 nt
Organism: Mercenaria mercenaria
Lineage: Eukaryota; Metazoa; Mollusca; Bivalvia; Venerida; Veneridae
Exons: 2
Coding region: 1-456 (151 amino acids)
Source: RefSeq, a predicted model, not a curated record